CUAUGCGGUUUCCGGUUGAACCGUCCGGUCUGGGUUUAAUUAUAUUGAUAAUUUCAAGACAAUAAAACUAAACCAAGUUGGAGUCGCUCUGAACUCCUUUUGCCGGAAACGCAGCGGAGUGUUGGUCGUCCGUCAGAAAGAGUGAAAAAACUCUCCAGGGUUAAGGGAGCAUAGAGAGAUGAUCUACACGGCAAUUGAUACAUUUUACCUCACGGAUGAGCAGCUGACAAAUUCACCUUCCAGAAAAGAUGGCAUAGAUGAAGCUACUGAAACCGCCCUUAGAAUCUAUGGCUGUGAUCUCAUCCAAGAAAGCGGCAUUUUGCUGAGAUUUUAUCCUUUUUCUUAUUAAUAUUAUUAAUAUUUCUAUUUUCAUUUUCGAUGUAAUCCCUGCAUUCGGUUUAGUUUGUUACCUUAACUGUGAGACAGACCACAAGCUGUUAUGGCCACUGGGCAGGUUCUAUUUCAUCGUUUCUAUUGCAAGAAGUCGUUUGCACGGUUUAAUGUCAAGAAAGUUGCUGCAAGCUCUGUGUGGCUGGCUUCAAAACUGGAGGAAAACCCGAGAAAAGCCAGACAAGUGCUUAUUAUUUUUCAUAGGAUGGAAUGCAGGAGGGAGAACUUGCCCAUUGAUCAUUUAGACUUGUAUUCCAAGAAAUAUGUUGAUUUAAAAAUGGAGCUGAGUAGAACUGAGAGACAUAUUUUGAAAGAAAUGGGAUUCAUUUGUCAUGUUGAACAUCCUCACAAGUUUAUUUCAAAUUACCUUGCUACCCUUGAAACACCUCCAGAAUUGAGGCAAGAAGCUUGGAAUCUGGCUAAUGACAGUUUGCGCACUACAUUGUGUGUUAGAUUUAAGAGUGAGGUUGUGGCUUGUGGCGUUGUAUAUGCUGCAGCUCGUAGGUUUCAGGUACCCCUUCCUGAAAAUCCACCUUGGUGGAAGGCAUUUGAUGCAGAAAAGUCUGGGAUUGAUGAAGUCUGCAGGGUUUUGGCUCACCUUUAUAGUCUUCCCAAGGCACAAUAUUUACCAAUUUGCAAGGACUGGGACUCUUUUACAUUCUCCAACAAAUCAUUGGAAUCAAAGUCUCAUUCAACUACAAAGGACGCUCCACAAAGUAGCUCACCAAUUAAUCCUGAGACGUCAGCGUUAAAGGGAGCUCCCGGAGAAGCUAAUAUUGACUUGAGUGGUAGCAAGGGUGCUUUGGUAAAGCAAGCCAGUGAUAAGUUGAACGAUACUAGGAAGUCUGAUGAUGAAUCCAAAGGCAUUGCUGCUGAGAGAGACUUGAAAGAUGAACCCACACUAAGGUCCAGACCAGACCGUAAAAUGGAGGCCAGUGGGGAUUUACACAGGGACAGGGAGAGGGACCGAAUAAAAUCCAGGGAUCGUGAGCGGGGAAGGGAUUCUGAUAGAGAACGGGAACGAGAAGAAUCUGAGAGGGUCAAACUCAAGGAUCAUGGUCAUCGUUCUAGGGAGAGAGCAAAGGAUUCAGGACAUUCAGAGAAGUCAAAGCGCUAUUCGUCACAUGACCGUGACCGUGACUACUACAGCUCGUCAUACUCAUCAAGAGAGAAUCGGCAUAGACAUCAUUAACAUAACAUACUUAGAAGAACCAAGAUGUGCCCACAUCGUUUUCUUGAGCAUGAAUAUAAGUGUUUUUUAUGUAGUUUCUGUUACCCUUUGUAUUAUUAGUUUAUAUUUUUAUUUGUUCCAAAGCAAAACAGUAGCUACAACAAUGUUUAGGCAUAUAGCCAUAUUCUAAGCAUGCAGAAGGUAUUCUGGUGCCUCUCUGCUUUUUCGAAAGAAGAUUAUAGUUGGUUAGCCUUCA
Messenger RNA from Vicia villosa (hairy vetch), 1817 nucleotides. RefSeq names its product cyclin-L1-1-like. Gene Ontology annotation, molecular function: cyclin-dependent protein serine/threonine kinase regulator activity. NCBI's taxonomy places the organism in Eukaryota, Viridiplantae, Streptophyta, Magnoliopsida, Fabales, Fabaceae. The transcript has 8 exons. Gene Ontology annotation, biological process: regulation of transcription by RNA polymerase II. Gene Ontology annotation, cellular component: nucleus. The coding region runs from base 440 to 1582 and encodes 380 amino acids. The record is from RefSeq and is a predicted model, not a curated record.